Molecule: messenger RNA, 366 nt
Organism: Ostreococcus tauri
Lineage: Eukaryota; Viridiplantae; Chlorophyta; Mamiellophyceae; Mamiellales; Bathycoccaceae
Product: unnamed product
Exons: 1
Coding region: 1-366 (121 amino acids)
Biological process (GO): protein import into mitochondrial intermembrane space
Cellular component (GO): mitochondrial intermembrane space
Molecular function (GO): protein-disulfide reductase activity
Source: RefSeq, a predicted model, not a curated record
AUGACCAAGGAGAACCCCACGACGACGAACGGCGCGGAGUCGUACGAUCUCGCGGACACACUGGCGCGCGCCACCGCCGAGGCCGACGCGAGCUCGUCCUCGAACGAUGAUCCUCAAGCGCGCGUCGACGCCGCGUUGGCGUGCCCGUGCGUCGCCGACCUUCGAUCGUCGACGUGUGGGAAGUCGUUCGAUGCGGCGUUGACGUGUUUCAUGCUCGCGGAGGAGCGGGAGCGGGGGAAGAAGUGCGUGGAGGAGUUUGUGUCGCUGCACCAGUGCAUGGUUGAAAACGCGAGCGAGUUCGAGGCGUUCGCGAACGAGUUGUUAGAGCAUGAGAACGUGCGAGGACCCGCGCGGGCGAAAGAUUGA